AUGGGACAAAUCAUCAAAGACUUUUACCUCUUGCGUGCCACCGUCUUCGUUCCGGAUCUCGCCUUACUCUACUUACCGAUACAUUUAUCCAACAAUCGUGUCUUGACUUUCCGACCUCGUUCGGGCGCAAGACUUCCCAUCACCCCGACAUACCCAUUUCUCAUCUUCUCCUUCUCUCAAUACCGUGCCGUACCUGGCGGUUUCACUUCUGGGAUCCAUGCCGACUGGAAUGCCGACUCAGGGACGACACCGACGACUGCGAAGUGUAAUACUUGCCCCCCUGUGCCCACUGCCGCAUAUCAAACGAAUUUAGUGGAGAAACCUCAUAGCUUGGCGAAGGGGCAUGAUUCGACUUUGAUCCUGGUUUCGAGCCCGACUGUGACUGAGGCCGAGAUUGCGCUUGAGAUCCAUGUUGGCGAUGACCUCCAGCUUGUGGCUGAGGAUGUCCUUGAGUUUCAGGCUGGAUUAGAGGGAGACCGCAGUGUCGACAACGCGGGUCGUUUCCGGACUUAG
Messenger RNA from Penicillium diatomitis, 513 nucleotides. RefSeq lists its product as uncharacterized. The record is from RefSeq and is a predicted model, not a curated record. Lineage: Eukaryota; Fungi; Ascomycota; Eurotiomycetes; Eurotiales; Aspergillaceae. The transcript has 2 exons. The coding region runs from base 1 to 513 and encodes 170 amino acids.